AUGGAGCACAACCUCCCCGUGUGGCUGUACAGCGGCGACUUUGACUCCGUAUGCCCGUUCACCGCCACGAGGUACACCCUACAUGCCCUCGGACUUGAUGUCACGGAGCCAUGGCGCCCAUGGACAGUAAACAACGAGGCUGGAGGAUACAUUCAGGGGUACGAGGGUGGGCUGGUGUUUGCGACCGUCAGGGGUGCGGGGCGCAUGGUCCCUGCCUACCAGCCCGAGCGAGCUCUGGCGUUGAUCAGCGCCUUCCUCGAUGGAAGACUUCCACCGCGCUAA
This is a messenger RNA of Triticum aestivum (bread wheat), 282 nucleotides long. RefSeq names its product serine carboxypeptidase 1-like. Gene Ontology annotation, molecular function: serine-type carboxypeptidase activity. Lineage: Eukaryota; Viridiplantae; Streptophyta; Magnoliopsida; Poales; Poaceae. The transcript is spliced from 3 exons. Gene Ontology annotation, biological process: proteolysis. The record is from RefSeq and is a predicted model, not a curated record. The coding region runs from base 1 to 282 and encodes 93 amino acids.